UCUCCCAAGGCUUGACAAUACUAGAUAACAAAGUUCCAAAAGUUUACGUCAUCAAAAUUACAUUAGUAAUAGAUGUAGUGAUGCUAUUUGAGAGAAAAAUGGUCUGGCAAUUGUUAAGACAACGUGGAUAUAAGUAACUUCAGUGGUGAUGGUGGUUGUGGCGGCUGGUUACGAGUGUUGCGAAGCAGCCAGACCAGACGAGACGCCCGGCCCACCUCACCACUCACCACCUCUCCACCGGGCUCCAGCUCACCAGCCAGGUUGAGCCAGCCAGCCAGCCAGUGUGCCGCGGGCCGUCAGGUAGUCAGUUUGCCUUUACGCGCCGCUCCGUCCCGCCUUCUGCCACGAGUGCGAUCUCAGGUGACCGUCACCUCUCCGUGCAUUCCUUGACUCCCCACAGCCAAUAACGAUAUAUUCCAGCAAAAAUAAAUAACAAAUGAAUCAAAAUCCAACCUGAAACUAGGACUCAAUUAACUAAAAAAAAAAAAAAAAAAAACUAAUUAUCCGGGAAAAGCAGACACCGAAUAAAAACAAGCUAUAAAAUAAAACAGAAAACCUAGAAAGGAAGAAGAAAGAGAAAAAAAAAAAACACAAGAAAGAAAGAUAAAAUAACAACUCCCAAGUAUUGAAAGCAUAAUUAAGAAAGCUCUCCCAGGAAACAAAAACAUAUAAAACAGACAUAAAAAAAACACUGGGAGUAAGUCUAAUAACAUCAAGAAAAUACGCACCACAGAAAACAGAUAAGACUUGUGCAGUUAUUCUGGUCGGCUGCGUUCCCCAGGUGUGCCUACAACCAUGUCAGUCCCCAGCCUGUACCCGGCCCCCUCAGCUCCCCGUCCCAGUGUGCUGAGGAGGGCACCACUAAGCCUACUCAACACGUGACUGGCGAAACGAUAGGCCUACUUAGCACAUGGUCGUGACUGGUUGGGGCCACAGGAGCCUUUUAAGUGAUUGGUUAGCGAGUGUGAGUGAGUGAAGGUGAUUGGCGUAAGUCUUGGAGUGUCCGUGUUCAGUGUUCGUGAUUAGCGUGGGUAAUUUUAAGUCAGAAACGUCGUCAGUGAUCGAUAAAAGGAAAAAAAAAAGGAUAUUCGUGUGUUUUGUUUGUGUGCGUGUGCAAGUUGAUGUGUGAGAAGUUUAAAAUUAUAACAAAAGAAGGUGAAGGAAAGGAUAUAAGAAAAUACAGCGAAGAGAGAAAAUAGAAAGAGAAAAUACACAAAGGAUGCGUACAGGAGUUACGGAUUAUUUCACUGAUAUCACGUAAGAAGCAAAAAAAAAAAAAAAAAAAAAAAGUGGCAAUGCAAGUAUAGAAUCAACAGUAAUUCAUAAACACAAGACCUGCUACGAAAAUUACUACAAAAUAAAAAGAAAAAAACAACGCCAGUAAAUAUAAAGAAAUCGAUAAAAAAAAAAAGGAAAAGGAUACAUAAGAAUCACUAAACGAAAAUAAAUAAAAAAAAUAUAUAGGAAAACACGUAAAAAAACAACAACUUUCGCUUCCCAACGCCAGAACUAAUAGAGAAACAAAUGAGUAAACCAAUAACAAUGACAACCACAUUCACGGAGCCUCGGACAGUGUACAUAAACGAGGAGAAAUUCAACGAGGAGGAGGAGUUUUAUGACGUCACACCAGAGAGGAGGAGGAGAAAAAACACGGAGAAUGAGGACGAGGAAGAGGAGGAGGAGGAGGAGGAGGAAGAUGUGGAGGAGGGUGAGGUAGGGGAGGAGAUCCACCACUCCCCAGGCUCCUCUCAUCCCUCGGGCUCCUCCAUGCGUGCUCGAAGGCAAGGGUGGAGCCUGGCCUCUCUGUACCAAAGACUCAUGAGGACAUUUCACCGCGCAUGGAAGGAGGUCAGAUUCAGUGGAUUGGAAGACCAUGACCCAGACGACAUCGAGCUCAACGUGGUUCGCUACAAGCCGGACGGGAUCGAAGCCCUGGCGAGAAACACCAAGUUCAGCAAGAAGGAACUGCAGCUCAUGUACCGGGGCUUCAAGGCGGAGUGUCCGAAUGGCAUCGUCAGCGAAGACACAUUUAAAGGCAUCUACUCCCAGUUCUUCCCGCAAGGAGACGCGACGGCCUACGCUCACUACGUCUUCAACACCUUCGACACAGACCACCAGGGAUCCAUCAGCUUCGAGGACUUUGUAACCAUCCUGUCGGAGCUGUCCCGGGGUAGCACGACGGAAAAGCUUCGGUGGGCCUUUAACCUCUACGACAUCAAUGGCGACGGUUACAUCACCAAGGAGGAGAUGCUGGACAUUGUCUCUGCCAUCUAUUCCUUAGUGGGUCGCAACGCCAUCCCGGCUGUGGAGGAGAACACUACACAGGAACACGUGGACAGGAUCUUUGAGAAACUGGACAUCAAUGGUGACGGCAUGGUGACGCUGGACGAAUUCAUGGAAAUCUGCACCUCAGACGAGACCAUCGCCAACUCGCUCACCAUCCUGGACACGAGUUUCUGACAAGAGGCCCCCAGUUCAGCGCUUCUCGUUCCCGUCACUCAACCGCAGGACUUAAACUGCAACAUGUAGAGACGCGACCCGGGGGCCCCUACCACCCACAAGGAGGAGCAGGAGCGAGGCAGGAGGAAUGGAGAGGAAGGAGGAGAAGAAGGAGGUCGUGGUGGUGGUAGUGGUGGUGAUGGUGGUGUGAUGUCAGUGGUCACAGGAAAAAGUGAGGUCCCCGUAGAGAAGACUGUUCUGGGUGAUAGUGUGGAGAGAGAUGGAGGUGGAGGUAGAGGUGGUGGUGGUGGUGGUGGUAGAGGGAGCAGGAAAGGAGUGAGGGUGCGGUGGCAGGAGGGCGUGGUGCAGAAGGAGUUAGAGGAGGAGGAGGAGGAGGAGGAGGAGUUCUUUGAGGACGUAAUGGGGGUGAUGGAGGAGCAGAGGCAAGGAGAGUCACCUCCCUCUUACUUCCUCAUGGAGACGCUCAUCUGACAUGCUCUGCCCUGCCCCCUCCCCCUGCUCUGCUCUCCCGCCCUCCCUCUGCCAGCCUGGGUGACCUCGUACAGUCCCACCCGACCCCUACUCCCUAGUGCCCCUGGGUGAUACCGACCCCCUUACUGCUGUUACUGCGGCUUUACUGCUGCUGCUUCUACUGUUACUACUGCUGUUACCUCUACUACUAUAACUGUUACCUCUAUCCUUUUUGCUACUGCUACUAUUGAUACUGCUGCUGCUGCUGCUAUUACUAUCACUACUAUUACUACUACCACUACUACUAUUUCUGCUGCUACUACCACUAUUGCUACUACAACUGCUAUUACUAAAUGCUAUUCGCUUUGCUAAUUCGUCUGACAUUAACAACUUCCACAAACAGCAACAAACUUUUCUACAACUCUAAGCCACUGUAACAGUUCACAUUAAUACAACAACAACUACAACAACAACUACUACAACAACAGCAAACGACAACAACAAAGUUAAAAUACACUGAACUUUUACGAAUUACGACAACAACAGCAUAUUUUACAAUGCACAUUACCAUCGUCAGUUUUAUCGUGGUUUUCGUGCAUUUCCUUAUAUACUGAUCAAUUCACACAACAACAACAACAACAACAAUAACAACAACAAUAACAAAAACAACAACAACAACAACAACAAACUAAGCUGAACAUACUUUAUUUGCUUUUCAUUCACCUACUCACUUUUUUUAUUCCUCUCCUCUUUUUCCAGACUUUUAAAUUAAUCUUCUAUUCAUUUUUUUUUUCAUUUAUUGUUCCUACAGACACGCUUGCCCGCAGAGAACGUCUCCUGUCAUCUCUCAGUUCUCGUAGCUCCUUCACUAUAUCCUCCCACCCCAUUUGUAUCGAACCCUGAGCCUCCUCCCCAUCCCAUCCCACUCUGCCCUACCCAGUCCAGCCCCGCCCUCCAUCCUCGGCCCAUCUUGCCUGUCACCAUCACUCACAAUCAUCCUCUUCACUCAUACUCCAUCACUAGUUAGUUAAGCAAUCUCUCUCUCUCUCUCUCUCUCUCUCUCUCUCUCUCUCUCUCUCUCUCUCACCAUAACUCCCGUAAGAAAUAUAUGUAAACUACAAAAUGUAACCUUAUCUUUAAGUUUUCUGUCUAUGUUUUUGUUUGUAUACUGUGCGAAUGAAAGAAAACGGAAGGUGACUGAUGAGGAGAGACUCUGCUAUCAUAUAUUGGGAAGCUACGUACAUAUCUCUUUUUUUUUUAUUUAUUUUUUUUUUAUCCAGACCAUACACAACUGCAGGUUUGAGACAGAGGAAAGAACCCAAAAAUAUUGAAGCUUGAAACUAAUCAUGACAAAGGAGUUUUUUUUUUUUUAUGUGCUGGGAUGAAGAUCUGCAUUUCUUCCACUACAGUACAUGAAAAUGAGAUCGUAUUCUGUAUGACUUAAGUACCACUAGUAUAUGCAUAAGUACUAUCUUGUCCAGGGUUGAGGGUUUUGCUAUACAUAAUCUAGACUCUAGAGGACUUAAAUACCUAUACAUAAUGACAUAUAUCACUAUUUUUAGAGUGUUAGGGUACUAGUGGUGACAGGCGGUGUUGUGAUGUGUUCUACAUGUUAGGGAUGGUGAGUGAGGGUCUCCUGCUUGGUGCCCUCGCAUUGUCCUUCACGUCUCGUCGCCCUCACCAGCCUCACAACUCUCCUCGUGUUCUGUCUUAAUUCAGCUACGACGUCGCCAGAGGAAAGAAACGUGCUAAAGAAAAUGGUAUGCAAGGCUCUCGCUAUCCUCUCGUACGUAGAAAUCUCGUCAGUUAGAUAAGUAUUUUGGAGGCAGGCAAGCGGCACCAUUAAUAGUCUGGUGACCUCUGGCAGCCUGACCCGGGCACGAUUAUGUGACUUUUUUCCCUUUCUUAGCUGACAUUGAUGAGAACUUACACUCUGUCUGUCAGAAACAUAGACAGCCUUUCUAUCUCUUUUUUUUUCUUUUACGCUGUGAAUAUGCCAGAUAUGUAUUCAUUAUUAUUUUCUUAAUUAGCGUGAUAUCAAUUUUAUUCUUCAUAUUUUAUGUAUAAAAAGUAUUAAUCGUCUUUUACGCUGUGAAUAUGCUAAAGAUCUCCGUUGCUUUCGUACCUUUCUCUUUGAUGAAUACUGGCAUUAAUAUUUUAUUCUUGUCAGUAAAAAAUGCAAGUAUAAACUAACUGUAUCUUAACGCUGUGAAUACGCCAACAAUUUGUGUUUCUUUUUUCAUGGAUAUUUUUGGCGAUUUUUCGUCUUCAGCGAACGUAAAACCGACUGUCUUUUUUACAUUAUAAUCGCCGAGAAUUCUUUCUUUGUCUCUGUUUUCUGGAUGUAAGUUAUAUCUGAGAGGUACUAAUGCAAAGGGUAGUUACGUGCGUCGUUAGCGUGGGUCUGCCUCGUUGUAUCGCGUGGGAUUAGAGACGUCCGGUCAUUUAUCAUAGUACUACAGACCCAAGAAAUUACCUCAGCAUGUCCAGCUCAAACUUCGAGAGAUAAGGAGCUUGUAUGGGAUCUAAGGCUUAGUGAAUCGAUUUACUCCAUUAAGUCACCAAGAUAGAUGGAUCACGCGAAGAUCAACCACUAAAGACACUGGGGAUGUUUGUCGAUUAAUCGAUUGUGUAGAUUGAUGAUUAUGUACUUGUGUAUUCAUUAUGUUUUUUCUCUCUUUUUCUACUUUCUUUCGUAUGCGAGAGAGGCUGGCCAGAAAGUGAAAUAAGGAAAUGGGAAACCUGAUUGCAGUUCCUAAUUAGUAUUCCAAUGACUCAGGAUUUAAAAAUUUGCCAGGUCCGUUUCAGAGAUUAUGUGAUACUUCUACAUAUCCUCAAAUUAGUCUACUGUCGUAGUAACAAAAGAAUGGCAGUACGAAUGAAAGAUAAAAGUAAACUAGUUCCAAAGAACACCAGCAUUGAAAAGAUUAUGUGGUUACGUUACUUAUCUGAACAAUAUUCAAUGUAAUGAAAUACAGACAAAUCUAACAUAAUCUAAGUCAAUUUAACUCAUCCAAAUUUGUGGCUAAAGUGGUUGAUUUUCACGUGAUUCAUAUCAAUUAUAUUUUGAUGCCGCACAGUUUUGCGAUAUCCUUUCCAUGUUGUAGGCAGCCAGACGCCUGAACGGCCGCUGAAGUUGUUUGUUUACAUUGUGAAGUGAGUGACCGUGAAGAAGGUUUCCGUCUUUUCUUCUCCGCUUGAACGCGCUUCGUUGCUAUCAUAGUCGCCAAGACAGUGGAAAACGUCCAGUCCCUUGUAGAAACUCCCGAUGCUUUGGCUACUUGUGGAUUUAGUUUUUCCCGUUGAAUGUGCUUCUUCCUAUGUGCUGUGUAGCGCGGCGGUGAUGGCGGCGUGGUGCUGGCGGCGCAGUCAUGAUGUGGCAAUGUUAGAGACGUAGUAAAGAUAAGUGUUGAUGGUUAGCAGUGAUGAUGCGGUUGUGGUGUGAUGGUGGUGAUGAUGGUUACGUAAUGAUGGAUAACACUGACACCGAGAGUUUCUGGAGUUGCAACUUAUCGUCUUGAGAGUUAAGACUGAAGAGUGAUUUAUGAUUAGUGUUUAGGAGGGAGUAAGUGACGGAUGAGGAAUAGAAGCAGAGGGUCACUUGUAGAGAAAACGUUGUGGUGAUGAGAGUAAAGAUAUGAGAUACAAGAUAACGUUUGGUGGAUUGUAUGUGUGAAGAAACGAGAAAGGAGAAUAUUGGAAUGCUAAGAUCAGGGGAGUAGGAAACACUUUGGAGUAAAAGCAAGGAAUGAGUAUGAUGUAGCUGAACAGAUGUACCAUAAAACACGUGCCAGAGAUACAAUACACAAUUUGAAGGUUCAAGACAUGAUGAAACACGUUUAAAUGAAGGAAGUCUGAAGGGCAUUUACGACAAGAGAAAAAGUUAAAUGGUUCCCGAAAUGUAGCAGGAAACACGAUUGAAUCAAGUCUCAUCCCGCUAACCAGCCAGCCAGCCAGCCAGCCGCCUAACCCCGUGAAUACCAUAGUGAGCCGUGCUUCAUCAUACUGCAGUGUCGUUAUUAUCAUUUCCAAAACGUAGUCAGUGUUUGGUGUUGAGUAAUAGCUACGGAAAGGCCGUCGUGGUUCAUCUCGAUGGCUUCCUUAGUGCGAAUCAAAGAUAUUUUCUGGAUUUCCGCCGAGGGAAGGAAAUCACCAAGAGUAAGUGGCCGUGAGAGGAAAGGAAUCAAGCAGCAGAUGUUUACUUCGUAUCUAUUUUUGGAAGAUAUUUGAGACGCCCUCUUCCCGUUCUGUCCUUUCCUCUCCCGCGGCCACAAAUUGCAGUAUUAAAGGUGUGCUCUUUCCAUCCUUCUCCUUUUUAACUCAUCCUUCGUAGCCUCAAGAGUAGGAAAAAAAUGUCCUCGUGCGUGUUCGCGUUUCGGACAUUCACCGCGCGAGGCCUUGGAUGCUUCACCCUUGGACCAAGAAGCUUCACUCUAAGGCUUCGUAAAGCUUCGGGGCCUCUUGUCUGGCUUCUGGACCAGUAUCUUAAAUAAUACUAGUCAGCUUUAGAGAGAAGGUCGUAAUUGCCUUCAGUUUUCUACAAAGAGGAAAUUAGGGAAUCAAAUCCAGUUCGUUUGGCGAUAAUGCGAGAGAACUUGGUGCAAUGUUACAACCUACACUAUUUGUAACCCUGCGUGGUGAUACGGAUCGACACAACAUUAAUCUUUCAGCCAUGUCAUUACCAAACCAUCAGAUAAUAUAAGUAAGAACAUGACAAAUUUAUAAACAAACUGCUCCUGUAAUCCAUGGCCUUGAAAAGAAUACGGAGAACUGGCUAUAGACGUAAAAAAAAUAUCAUGAAGAACUUGCUUCAUAAACAUACAAACACUUCAAGCUUGGCGAUGUAAAAAUUCAAUAUUCGUCUUUGGAAUGAAAGUUAAAAUUAAUUAUAAGCGGCAAGUACAAAAAGGAAACAUUAGGUGCGCGCAAUAUUAUCUAGACAUGUGGGUCACAAUAUCACAAUACACACGCGACAAGGAAAGCGAAAUGGAACACUUCGCCGCUAAACUGCUACUCGGAAUGAGUGUGUACGUCAAUUUUCCCCUAGAUAUGGGCACGCCGGAGCGAGUGUUGCAUUUCGGACAAUGUAAUAUUUUUCUCCUUGGAUAAAUUCGGAAAUAUGUAUGGAAACUUUAGGCAAUUGAUUGACUUGCAUACUAUACAUACAUGCAUACAUACUUGUGUGAGCUAUUUAUGUACAUAGACUAGAGGACAGUGAUGGGGAUUCAUUCGUAAUUACCACUUUGUAUUCAUUGGUUUAUAGAUUCAUUUGUUUCGCCCAGAGUGAAGGAUGACGCACCUUGCCUCACUCGGCCACAAGGCAGAAAUAUAUAAAGUUCAAAAUCAUUAUUGAAAAUGUAAGUAAGAUCAAUUUUAAUCGUCGAGAAAGUUCAGUCAUCGAUAGAAAUUAACACUAUUCAAGAAAGACUAAAUCAAAAUCAUACUUUAGCUCAAAUGAGAAAACAAUUUAGUUUCACGUUACCUGGAGAUGAAAAUUAGAGGUCUUGUUGGAAAUAAGGCAGGUAAAUUAGGUUGACAACACACACUUAUAAAAUAUCAAGUAUUCACACCCUGAGGCGACACGAGAAACACUGAAACACCGCGGCUCAGUGUCCGUGCGUCGUCUGUGCUUCACGAGGAAAGGUUCAAGAUACUCAAACGACUCACUGUUCAUCUCUUAUCCUCACAUAUUGUAUCUUACAGAGAGAGAGCAAGCGAAUAUGUCAUCAUGCUAACUGAUCUCUAUGAAACAAUCACCUG
This is a messenger RNA of Portunus trituberculatus (swimming crab), 8670 nucleotides long. Its product is annotated as Kv channel-interacting protein 4-like. Lineage: Eukaryota; Metazoa; Arthropoda; Malacostraca; Decapoda; Portunidae. The transcript is spliced from 9 exons. Bases 1525 to 2460 code for a protein of 311 amino acids. The record is from RefSeq and is a predicted model, not a curated record. Gene Ontology annotation, molecular function: calcium ion binding.